GGUUAUGAAUUGGCUCGCCUACCUUUGUCACUGUUUAAUCUUCGGUAUCUGGUUUUAUUUCAGAUGACCUGAGAAUUAUGGCCACAUCAGUUACAUCAGCUGAAAGCAAGGGAUCCUUAAGUAGUGAUCUGUUCUACGACAUACUUAGGCGUCUUGAUGGUGCAACUUUGGCUAGUGCCGCCUGUGCCUGUGAAGCAUUCUGCUCGAUUUCCAAGGAAGAGAAGCUUUGGGAAAAUGUAUGUUCUUCCAUGUGGCCUUCAACCAACAGGGAUGACGUCAAAAGUUUAAUAUCUUCUAUUGGUGGAUUUAAAAAAUUCUAUGCUGAUUGCUUCCCCCUUAUCGUGAACAAGGAAGUGCCUGAAUGUCGAUGGAAUGAAUAUCUCGAGUAUCCUGAAGAAUUGACUGAAGCUGAAUAUUAUGGUGACAUGGAUGAAAUUGAAAUUGUUGCUCCAUCAGAUUUUGUCUCUAUAGUCGAUGUAAGAUACAAGGAUAAAACAAUAUGCUCGAAAGUCCUUUGGGGCAUUCCUAAUGCAAAUGGGUUCCCACAUUGGUUUUACAGCUGUCCAUUUCGAAUCGAUCUUUUCACGUACUCUACUAGAGAUGAUGAACAUGCAGGUGAAGUUACUCUAUCAGUUUCUGAUGGUUUGCCUCCAAUUACAUCUAUGGAGAAAGAGAGGAAAGAUGGUAAGCUCUGGCAAGAGCUCAGGGAUGGAAUACGCCUUAGUUGGAUUGUUGUGAAUACCAAAAUAAAACAAGCUGCUAAUCUCUCAAGCUGGAGUCCCCUUGGAGGCCAAAGACACUGGCCAACAGAUGAGGACUUCCUGCUUCGCUUCGGUUCAGUUCUCCCUGCCAAGGACAUUCUUCCUUGUCAAGCUGUGGAGUGUAUCGUCCUUAUGAAAUUCAGAGUGAUCUAUACAGAAGAGGGAGGUGUGCCGACAACUCUCAAACUGACAGAACUAAGCAUGCAAGUGGGCGACAUGGAAGGUGCACAUCUAAAUGGUAGAAACAGUUUGCUUGUCCUCAAGGAAGCGUUGAGCUGUAAACGGAGCAAGAAUUAUGACGAGGCGCUUGAAUCAUGUCAACUGUACUCGAAGGUGCAAAGUGAGCUACGGGAAGAAAAAAUGAGAAAUGAGAGCAGGUUAGAUAGACUUUAUAUAUUAGGAGGCAUUAUGGCAUGCAUCACGGUUUGUUUCUAUUUGUGGUGACAUGAGUUAUUAUCUUUUUGGGUCAUCUUGACAGUUCUCUCCACUCUGAUGUUGAUGUAAAUGCAAUUUUGACCAGCAAAUGACCUGCUGAUUUUACCAAACCUUUCUUGCUUUGUAAAUACUUGUUACCGUUUAUUUGGACCAUUUCUCGAUU
Solanum verrucosum is the source of this 1359-nucleotide messenger RNA. RefSeq names its product probable F-box protein At2g36090. The transcript has a single exon. NCBI's taxonomy places the organism in Eukaryota, Viridiplantae, Streptophyta, Magnoliopsida, Solanales, Solanaceae. The record is from RefSeq and is a predicted model, not a curated record. Gene Ontology annotation, molecular function: protein binding. Bases 78 to 1205 code for a protein of 375 amino acids.